UCUAUGUAAAAUAGAAAUCAAUAUUAUAAGUUUGAUAUCACCAAUUACAAACAUGUCCUCCUUUGCUUUCUUUUUGCUUUGCGUCCAAGCUUGCUUGGUACAGAACGUAUUCAGCCAGUGCCUCGCUGCUGGUCCAAUUGGCUACGGCCCAGGCAUUGCCAACGCCGCUGGCCUAGCUCCAGGUCUAGGGCCUUACGGCUAUGGCGCCGGCCUGGCCACUGCGCCAUUUGGUGUGGCGCCAAUGGCUGUGGAGCUCGGUGGGCUGGGAGCCGGUUUGGCUCCGGCGGCUAUAGAACUCGGCGCUUACGGCGGUGCUGGUGUCGGUGACGUGGCGGUCGCUGGUGAGAUGCCAGUCGCUGGCACCACCCUCGUCGCUGGACAGGUGCCCAUCCUCGGCGCUGUGCGCUUCGCUGGUGAUCUGCCAGCCGCUGGUACUGUCACCAUCUCUGGAAGCUGUGGAUGCGGUUGCAACCGCGGUCCCUAUUAUUAUUAAGCGUUAAAGUUUAUAUACAUAUUGAAAAAAAUAUGUGUUGUUGGAUAAUAAUAAAAUAUUUUUUAA
Pararge aegeria (speckled wood butterfly) is the source of this 559-nucleotide messenger RNA. RefSeq names its product chorion class CA protein ERA.1-like. NCBI's taxonomy places the organism in Eukaryota, Metazoa, Arthropoda, Insecta, Lepidoptera, Nymphalidae. Gene Ontology annotation, biological process: chorion-containing eggshell formation; multicellular organism development. Bases 53 to 493 code for a protein of 146 amino acids. The transcript has 2 exons. The record is from RefSeq and is a predicted model, not a curated record. Gene Ontology annotation, molecular function: structural constituent of egg chorion. Gene Ontology annotation, cellular component: egg chorion.